Messenger RNA from Dermatophagoides farinae (American house dust mite), 3764 nucleotides. Its product is annotated as lysosomal acid lipase/cholesteryl ester hydrolase. Lineage: Eukaryota; Metazoa; Arthropoda; Arachnida; Sarcoptiformes; Pyroglyphidae. The record is from RefSeq and is a predicted model, not a curated record. Gene Ontology annotation, biological process: lipid metabolic process. Gene Ontology annotation, molecular function: hydrolase activity, acting on ester bonds.
CAUGUCACGUCACAUAAUUAUAAUGAUGGAUCUAUAUGAAAUGAAAUGAAAUGAACUUCAAUGAAACAAACAACACAGCAAAAAUGUGCAUCAUUGGUGAAUAAAAUACUUGAUUCAUUUGACACAUUGCACAACAAAAAUCAACUCAAUCAAUUGAUCAAUGGUCAUAUCUAAAUAGAUGUCUACGAUAUGAUUAUUUCAAGACAUUAUCGUUUUGAUUGAUUUCAAUCCAGGUGGAAGAGAAAAAAAGUUUUUCCGUUUCAGUCUUUUUCAAAAAUGGAUCUUUUUCUGUUACGCUUUCGUGAUUCCUAUACAUUAAACUUGGAAAAUAGAUCUGACGAUGAUGAUGAUGAUGAUGAUGAUGAUGAUGUAGACGACAAUCAUUAAUCACUUUUGAAUGUCUUGUUCGUCUUCUGCUUGUUGAAUGAUUUAAUCAUCAAUUCAGUCGAUUUCAUCAUCACAUUUUGAUAUUACCAUUUCAAUCAAAAAAUUUGAACCAUCUGAUGAUACUGAUCUCAACAAAGACAAACAGGAGCCGUACUCAUAUUCAAUGAAAUGAUGAAAAUGAUCUUUGACAAAUGAUAAUGAUUACAAUUUUUCCAAUCUCAAAGUUGAAAAAUUGAAGUUGUAAUUAAUCAAAAUCCUCAUCAAAUCAACAAUCGAAUGUUUGUGAUGAAUUCUGCCAAUGUAAUUAAUUUGUCUUGUGAUUAUCAUUCGUGAUUAUUAUUUUUUUUAGCCCAAAAAAUUGGAUUUAAAUUUGUCGUCAAUCUUGGUGAAUGGUGAUUUCUGGAUUUCAUGUUUUUUGACCGUUGUCCGGUUCAACUGACUGUUGUAUUUUCAUCAUCAUCAUCAUCAUUAAAUUUGAAGAAAAUCUAAUUUCUAUUCUUUCUUUAUUUUCGUUUCGUUUCGUUUCGUUUCGUUGUAUACAUCCGACAAUCAUAUUUGAAAUGUGUCGAAUUUGAUUUUUAUUAUUAUUAACAGAAGAAGCAACAAUGUCUUGGCGAAAUGAUGGCGAAAACAAACAUCAUCUAUUUUUGAUCAUCCAUUGAUUGUGUCGCCAUCAUUAUCGCAUCAAAGAAGGGAAAAAUUUUUCUUUCAUUUAUUUCCAACAUGUGAAUAAAAUAAUAAAAUUUCUCCUCUUCAUAAUGAUGUGCGAUUGCUAUUGUGCAAGUUUUUUUCCUUUUUUUCUCCAAUAAUUUUUGUUCAUUUCUAUUUUUGCCAAAACAAAAACAUUUCUUAUGCAUGGAGAAUUGUCAUUGGAAUAUUUGGUUUUGCAAUUAUCAGAUUAAUCAUCAUCAUCAUUUAUCAAUAUAUUGAUUACAAUCAAAUAAUGAUUCUCCAUUCCUACAUGAUAUUAUGAUGAUCAUUAUGAUAAUGAAUAAAAUAUACAAAUUUCAACUAGAGGACACAAUGUUGUUGGUUGUACAAUUUUCGUCAUUUUUUCCAUGUGUGUAUUUAAUUGGCUCUACUGUAUUUGUGUGUGUGUGUGUGUUUAUUUAUUAUUAUUAUUUCGUUGUUUAAUUUUUUAAUGGAGAAAAAAAAUUAACAUUUCAAAAUUGGCCAUUUCAUUUCAUUUCAUUUUUCUCUUUGGUUACCAAUUUAUUAAUGCUCUUUGAGUGUGUAGUUCUUGUUGUUUCGUUUCCAGUCAUCACUAGGAUAGUUUUUUUUCAAAGCAGCAAACAAAAAUUGAUCAGUUUUCUCGUUUCAAUUUGUUUGACAUGUGAUAAUGAUGAUGAUAUGACAAUCGACAUGAUGGCCAAUAUUGGUGUUGAAUGUGAAAAAUCAUCAGAUUGUAAAAUUGGCAACAAAUUUUCAUAUUUAUCAUCAUGUAAAAAAUGUUGCUUUGUAGUGACCAUAUUGCUAGCCAUCUUGUCAUUGAUUCUGACAUUUAUGUUUAUAUUUUUCUUUGAUUUUCUCAUCAAAAUUAUUAAUUUGGCACCUGGAACCACUCAUCUUAAUGAUACAAAUAGAAAUAUUUUUGAAUUGAUUGAAUCGCGUGGUUUUCAAUAUGAAUCUCAUUUUCUCAAUACCGGCAAUGGUUAUAUCAUACAAUUGGUUCGAAUUAUAAAUCCAUAUUCAUCAUCAGACAUAUUGCCACCACCAGUCUUUCUUCAGCAUGGCUUUCAAACUAAUGGUAACCAAUGGUUGAUUAAUCGAAAUGGUUAUCUAGAUACCAAUGGUGAUUAUUAUGAAAUGGAUCCGGAUAAUAAUGAUGAAUUAAUCAUCGAUAAAAAUGAAUCCACAUGUUCAUCACUUGGUUUUGUUCUUGCUAAUCGUGGUUACGAUGUUUGGCUAGGAAAUUAUCGAGGAUCAAUUUAUUCAACAAAUCAUACGACACUUGAUAUUCAUAGCGCAGAAUUUUGGUCAUUCUCAAUUGAUAAUCUGGUUGAUGAAGAUUUAAAAUCCACAAUUGAUUAUGUCCGUAACAUGACUAAUCGAAAAUCAAUCAGUUAUGUCGGCCACUCACAAGGAGCAUUCAUGAUGUUUGCCUUGUUGGCUAAACAUCCUGAAUACUCGGAUUAUAUCAGACCAUUUAUAGCCUUGGCACCGGUAUUCUAUAUGUCGAAAAUGGAACUAGGUUUAAUGAAUCUAUUUCCCAUGAGUUUAAUGGAAAAACUUUUAAGAAUAUAUCCACGAGAAUUUCCCAUGUUUCGUAAAUUGAUCAUCUUGUUGAGCAAUUGUUGUGAAAAUAUCCUCUACAAUCGUAUAUGUUUUGCAUACCUUCACUUGUUAAAUGGUUAUCGAUAUGAGGAAUCAUAUAAAGAUCGUGUCGGAAUCUAUGUGAACAACAUAGUGACCGGAUCCUCAUCAUGGAAUGUUGCACAUUUUCUACAAAUAAUAAUGGCCAAUGGACAACCACGUCAUUUCGAUUUCUUUGAUGAUCAACUGAAUGGCCAACAUUAUGAUGGCCGUAUAAGAGCGCCCGAAUAUAAUGCAUCAAACAUACGAUCACAACAUAUUGCCAUUGUUUAUUCACCAAUCGAUAAACUGAAUGCAAUGGUGGAUAUUGAAAAGUUGAAAUCAACUCUCAAUGUCAAAUUAAUGGAUGAUUAUAUGCUACCGGAGAAUGUAUCCCAUAUUGGAAUGAUUUGGUCAAAAGAUGCUGGUCAACUUAUAAACAAAAGGAUUGUACAGAUUUUGACACGAUAUUAUAACGAACCAUAAUUUUUUUCAUUCGAAAUAGAUAAUUUAAUAAUUCUAUUAUUUUCUCCAUUUAAAUUCCAUAAAUUUAUAAAUAACGAGUGUUUUUAUCUUGUCCGAAACUGGAAGCUUCUUUUUCAACUUUAAUUUAUUCACUCAGAUUCUCAGAUAAGACGACAACAGGUCAAGUGGCAGAGUAGAGAAAGACAGGAAAAUAAUAUGAUCAUUCCAAGACAAAUGAUGACAAACACAACAUUGUUAUCACGAAGCCAAUUACGGAACGGUCCUUUGAUCCAGUUUUUUAUAUCAUUGAAUAUAUUAUUACUUGUCGAUUUGGCUGCUUUAUCAUCGUUGGCUUUCAAAUCAUCAUAAUUUUCAACUUUGGAAGAAAUCAGAGACAAUGGUUCAGGUAUAGAAAAAUUUACAUUCGUCAUUAAUGUAACGUUCGAUUCUUGAGCCAUGAUCAAUAAUUUACCGGAUGGAUUGACAUAACAUAUGGUCAUCAUCAUCAUCAUCAUCAACAAAGCAAUCCAACACAAAUUACUAAUCAAUGUCAUGAUCAUCAUUGUAGCUCUUGUAGUAAUGAAUGAGAACUAUUUGUUGUUAAAUAUUUGUUCAAAUCA